Girardinichthys multiradiatus is the source of this 815-nucleotide messenger RNA. Its product is annotated as histone H2A.Z. Gene Ontology annotation, molecular function: structural constituent of chromatin; DNA binding; protein heterodimerization activity. The transcript is spliced from 5 exons. NCBI's taxonomy places the organism in Eukaryota, Metazoa, Chordata, Actinopteri, Cyprinodontiformes, Goodeidae. Bases 154 to 540 code for a protein of 128 amino acids. Gene Ontology annotation, cellular component: nucleosome. The record is from RefSeq and is a predicted model, not a curated record.
AUUGGCUAGUGGAAGAUCCCCGGAUAAAGUGAGUCCAUAUAUUAGAGAACGGUUGGUGAGCGGGUCGAGUGGUUUCGGCAGCGGCUAAAGGCGAUAGCAAGGAAACCAGUGUUUUGUACUGCGGUGUAAGGUGUUAUUUGUGGAAAAUAUAAAAUGGCUGGCGGUAAGGCUGGGAAGGACUCCGGAAAGACCAAGACAAAGGCUAUUUCGCGCUCACAGAGAGCAGGGCUGCAGUUCCCAGUGGGUCGUAUCCACAGACACCUGAAGUCCAGAACCACCAGCCACGGCAGAGUAGGAGCCACAGCAGCUGUGUAUAGCGCUGCUAUUCUUGAAUACCUCACAGCCGAGGUUCUGGAGUUGGCAGGAAAUGCAUCAAAAGACCUCAAAGUGAAGCGAAUCACCCCACGCCACUUGCAGCUUGCCAUCAGAGGAGAUGAAGAGCUGGAUUCUCUUAUCAAGGCCACAAUUGCUGGUGGAGGUGUGAUCCCGCAUAUCCACAAGUCUCUAAUCGGGAAGAAGGGCCAGCAGAAGACUGUAUAACCAGAGGUGCUCUGGAUGGUAUGCCAUCUCAGGAUUGAAGUCUGCAUCUGAAGUGGUUAACUGUCUUGGAUCCAAACAUGUUUAGAAAUUUUUAUGGUUAAGCUUGCAUUUAUUCACCUGGGUUUUUUAUUAUUUUUUUGUCUCAAGUGGCUUCAAAGAAGCUUUCUUUUCCCCUUUGUUUUCCUGGUGCUGCAGUUUGUUAUCCAUGCUGUGUGGCAUUCCCAUGUUUAAAGUGGUGUUUUAAUAAAGCCCUUGUUGGGCAUAUGUUCAGUUUU